Messenger RNA from Alternaria arbusti, 1917 nucleotides. RefSeq lists its product as uncharacterized. The transcript is spliced from 5 exons. Lineage: Eukaryota; Fungi; Ascomycota; Dothideomycetes; Pleosporales; Pleosporaceae. The record is from RefSeq and is a predicted model, not a curated record. Gene Ontology annotation, molecular function: hydrolase activity. Bases 1 to 1917 code for a protein of 638 amino acids.
AUGGACUUCUCUCAGUACGGCGGACCAUCCGAUGAAUGGUUGGCAGUGGAAAAGACACUGCCCGCCCGGACUUUCGACAUCUCGCUGGAUCCAAUCGUUCUGCGUAAUGCGGUCAAUUCUGAGCGAGAAGCACGCUCUGCAGAGGUGAAGCAAUUGUUCGCACCACAUGUCCAGACCAAAGAUCACGCCAUUCCGACCCGCGAUGGCUCAACCAUUGAAGCUCGAACCUAUCGAUCCGCGAAGAGGGAUGCAUCCGAGAAGCUUCCUGUAUACCUGUACUUCCACGGUGGAGGCUUCAUCUUCGGAUCGCUGAGUAGCGAGGACCCGCUAUGUGCGCAAACCGCGAUCAAGACUGGGGCUCUGGUGCUGAAUGUCAACUACCGCCAUACACCAGAACACAUCUUCCCAACCGCCUGGAAUGACACUCAUGACGCAUUCGUCUGGCUGCACAAGAACAUCGACAUGCUCGGAGGCGAUCCAUCUCAAGUCGUCGUCGGUGGCAUCUCAGCAGGCGGCAACCUAGCUGCUUCCCUGACUCUAGAGCAGCACCUUGGAAAGAGCGAAGACAUCGCAGGUCUGCCCACAAUAGCCGGCCAGAUCCUAAUCAUCCCAAUGCUCGCCCACCCAGCCACCUACGACCAAGGGCCAGGCAAGCUACUCAACCCCUCAACCUCAUCCUACGUUGAGAACGAAGAUGCACCGGUUUUGCCGAAGAAAACCAUCGACUUCUUUACCAAGCUGCUGAAGAUCGGGGAUGUAGAUCUCAAAGACACAAAGAUGAAUGUUGUCAAUGCGACGGAAGAGGAGGUCAAGGGUUUUCCUCCUACGGUGUUUGGUAUUGCGGGCUUGGACCCCCUACGUGAUGAGGCACUGUUGUUUUCAAAGAAGCUGUCAGAGGCUAAUGUGCCGACUUCUACUACGCUUUUCAAGGGCGUGCCGCAUGGCCAUAGGCGGUUUGGGAAAGCGUUGAAGGCGUCUGAGCAUUGGGAUCAGUGUGUUGAUGAUGGCAUACUUUGGGUGCUUUCGAAGCCGAAGGCUACGGGGAAGUUCGACAUCUCGUUCUCGGAGUUUGUAGGAAGCAACGUCCCCCCAUACGCGAUCCUUUCGCACCGAUGGCGCGAGCAAGAAGUUCUGUACGACGACAUGGCAGCCACGAACCGCAGUGUUGCACGGAGCAAGAAAGGUUACGCGAAGCUUGAGAUGACGUGCCGACUUGCGCUUGAACACGGGCUUAGCUAUGUCUGGAGCGAUACUUGCUGCAUCGACAAGAGUUCCAGUGCCGAACUAUCAGAAGCCAUCAACUCGAUGUACAGUUACUACACCCAUUCAAAGUGGUGCAUUGCAUACUUGGACGAUGUGGAGCUCGGUGAAGAUCAAAUUCUCUCCAGAUCAGCUUGGUUUUCAAGAGGGUGGACUCUGCAAGAGCUAAUCGCCCCGCUCAAGUUGACUUUCUACGCAAAGAGCUGGAAAAAGAUCGGCACAAAAGCUGAUUCGUGCCAUCAAGUCUCUAUAGCCUCCAACAUUGCUGUGGAGGUCCUGAGAGACCGCGAAGCCAUCAGUGCUAUGGGCGUAUCGGAGAAGAUGUCGUGGGCGGCGAGCAGAGUCACAACGCGACCGGAAGACGAAGCGUACUCCCUAAUGGGUAUCUUUGGUGUGAAUAUGGCAACUUUGUACGGAGAGGGUAGAAGCAGCGCUUUCAGGCGACUACAACUCGAGAUCCUGCGGACAAGUACUGACCAUUCUCUUUUCGCCUGGGAGUCAGAGACAGUCAACGGCGACAUGCUAGCGCCAAACCCGAUGCCAAAUUACGACAUGACAAACGCGGGACUCCGCAUACAGCUGCCUUUGAGACGUGAGAACCAUCUACCAAGACAGCCCUUUGAGGUUGCAUACCCGCUCAUGUAUCCAGACUGGUAG